AUGACAAUGUUAGCUGUUUGUUCAAAUCUGGAGUGCUCAGAGGAGCUGGGAGACCUUGUGAAAUCUGUAGACCCUACACUAGCACUUAGCGUCUAUCUGAGAGCCAAUGUUCCAAACAAAGUCAUCCAGUGUUUUGCUGAAACAGGACAAGUUCAGAAGAUUGUUUUGUAUGCUAAGAAGGUUGGGUAUACUCCAGAUUGGAUUUUCUUGCUGAGGAACGUAAUGAGAAUCAGCCCUGAUCAAGGACAGCAGUUUGCCCAAAUGCUUGUUCAAGAUGAAGAGCCUCUUGCAGACAUAACACAAAUUGUGGAUGUUUUUAUGGAAUAUAAUUUAAUUCAGCAAUGCACAGCCUUCUUACUGGAUGCACUGAAGAAUAAUCGCCCCUCAGAAGGUCCCCUGCAAACACGUUUACUUGAGAUGAACCUCAUGCAUGCACCCCAGGUUGCAGAUGCUAUCCUGGGAAACCAAAUGUUUACUCAUUAUGAUCGGGCUCACAUAGCUCAGCUGUGUGAGAAAGCUGGCUUGCUGCAGAGAGCACUCGAACACUUCACAGACUUGUAUGACAUCAAGCGUGCAGUAGUUCACACUCAUCUUCUCAAUCCUGAGUGGCUAGUGAACUACUUUGGCUCCUUGUCAGUAGAAGAUUCGCUGGAGUGUCUGCGUGCAAUGUUAUCUGCCAACAUCCGUCAGAACCUGCAGAUCUGUGUCCAGGUAGCUUCAAAAUACCACGAACAGCUGUCAACACAGUCACUUAUUGAGCUGUUUGAGUCCUUCAAGAGCUUUGAAGGUUUGUUUUAUUUCCUGGGCUCCAUUGUAAACUUUAGCCAGGAUCCAGAUGUGCACUUCAAGUAUAUUCAAGCUGCAUGCAAGACAGGACAGAUUAAAGAAGUAGAAAGAAUCUGCAGGGAAAGCAACUGCUAUGAUCCAGAACGUGUUAAAAACUUCCUCAAGGAAGCUAAACUCACUGACCAGCUACCGCUCAUCAUUGUGUGUGAUCGCUUCGACUUUGUCCACGACUUGGUGCUGUACUUAUAUAGAAAUAAUCUCCAAAAAUAUAUUGAGAUAUAUGUACAGAAGGUGAAUCCAAGCCGCCUGCCUGUUGUUAUUGGGGGACUGCUUGAUGUGGAUUGCUCUGAAGAUGUGAUAAAGAACCUUAUCCUUGUAGUGAGAGGCCAGUUUUCAACUGAUGAACUUGUUGCAGAAGUUGAGAAAAGAAACAGGCUGAAACUACUCCUGCCCUGGCUGGAGGCAAGAAUUCAUGAGGGUUGUGAGGAGCCUGCAACACACAAUGCAUUGGCCAAAAUAUACAUUGAUAGCAACAACAACCCAGAAAGAUUUUUGCGUGAGAAUCCUUACUAUGAUAGCCGAGUUGUUGGCAAGUACUGUGAGAAGAGGGACCCGCACCUGGCCUGCGUGGCUUAUGAACGUGGACAGUGUGACUUGGAGCUGAUCAAUGUGUGCAAUGAGAACUCUCUCUUCAAAAGCCUUUCCCGCUACUUAGUUCGCCGUAAAGACCCUGAACUGUGGGCCAGUGUGCUGCUGGAAAGCAACCCGUAUAGAAGACCACUAAUUGACCAGGUUGUACAGACUGCAUUGUCAGAGACCCAGGAUCCUGAGGAGGUGUCUGUUACUGUGAAGGCCUUCAUGACUGCAGAUCUUCCCAAUGAGCUUAUUGAACUGCUGGAGAAAAUAGUUCUCGAUAACUCUGUAUUCAGUGAGCACAGGAACUUGCAGAACCUGCUAAUUCUUACAGCUAUUAAGGCUGAUCGCACCCGUGUCAUGGAAUACAUCAAUCGCCUGGAUAACUAUGAUGCUCCAGACAUAGCCAAUAUAGCUAUCAGUAAUGAGCUCUUUGAGGAGGCGUUUGCCAUCUUCAGGAAGUUUGAUGUGAACACAUCAGCUGUACAGGUAUUAAUAGAGCACAUUGGAAACCUGGAUCGUGCGUAUGAAUUUGCUGAACGCUGCAAUGAGCCUGCUGUGUGGAGUCAGCUGGCUAAAGCACAGCUUCAGAAAGGGAUGGUAAAGGAAGCAAUUGAUUCAUACAUUAAAGCAGAUGAUCCUUCCUCGUACAUGGAAGUUGUUCAAGCUGCCAAUGCCAGUGGAAACUGGGAAGAACUGGUGAAAUAUCUUCAGAUGGCACGCAAGAAGGCCCGGGAAUCAUAUGUGGAAACGGAAUUAAUCUUUGCUCUUGCUAAAACAAACCGUCUGGCAGAGCUAGAAGAAUUUAUCAAUGGACCAAACAAUGCACAUAUCCAGCAAGUUGGUGAUCGCUGUUAUGAUGAAAAGAUGUAUGAAGCUGCUAAGCUGUUGUAUAACAAUGUGUCCAACUUUGGCCGUUUAGCCUCAACUUUAGUUCACCUAGGUGAAUACCAGGCGGCUGUGGAUGGUGCUCGGAAAGCAAACAGUACUCGCACGUGGAAAGAGGUCUGCUUUGCUUGUGUUGAUGGAAAAGAAUUCCGCCUGGCCCAGAUGUGUGGACUUCAUAUUGUAGUGCAUGCAGAUGAGUUGGAAGAGCUUAUCAAUUAUUACCAGGAUCGUGGCUACUUUGAAGAGCUGAUAACUAUGUUGGAAGCAGCACUUGGACUUGAGCGAGCGCACAUGGGGAUGUUUACAGAGUUAGCAAUUCUUUACUCCAAGUUCAAACCACAGAAAAUGAGGGAGCACUUGGAACUGUUCUGGUCCAGAGUCAACAUCCCCAAGGUUCUGAGAGCUGCAGAACAAGCCCAUCUCUGGGCUGAAUUGGUGUUCUUAUAUGAUAAGUAUGAAGAAUAUGAUAAUGCCAUAAUCACGAUGAUGAAUCACCCAACAGAUGCUUGGAAAGAAGGACAAUUCAAAGAUAUCAUAACUAAGGUGGCCAAUGUGGAGCUGUACUACAAAGCAGUUCAAUUCUAUUUGGAAUUCAAACCUCUGUUGCUCAAUGAUCUGCUGAUGGUAUUGUCCCCUCGACUUGACCAUACUCGUGCUGUUACCUUCUUCACCAAGGUUAAACAGUUACCCCUGGUUAAACCUUACUUGCGCUCUGUUCAAAAUCACAACAACAAAUCAGUGAAUGAGUCCCUGAACAACCUCUUCAUUAUUGAAGAAGACUACCAGGCCCUUAGGACUUCUAUAGAUGCUUAUGACAACUUUGACAACAUUUCUCUUGCUCAACGUUUGGAGAAACACGAGCUGAUAGAGUUCCGAAGGAUUGCUGCGUAUCUGUUCAAAGGAAACAAUCGCUGGAAGCAAAGUGUGGAACUCUGUAAGAAGGACAGACUGUAUAAGGAUGCAAUGCAAUAUGCUUCAGAAUCCAAAGAUACUGAGUUGGCAGAAGAAUUGUUGCAGUGGUUCUUGCAGGAGAACAAGAAAGAGUGCUUCGGUGCUUGUCUCUUCACCUGCUAUGAUCUUUUAAGGCCUGACGUUGUCUUGGAAACAGCGUGGAGGCACAACAUCAUGGACUUUGCCAUGCCAUACUUUAUUCAGGUCAUGAAGGAGUACUUGACCAAGGUUGAUGCAAUAAAGGAAAAGGUGGAUAAACUGGAUGCAUCAGAGUCCUUGAGAAAGGAAGAGGAGCAAGCUACUGAAACACAACCUAUUGUUUAUGGUCAGCCACAACUCAUGUUGACAGCAGGACCCAGUGUUGCAGUUCCUCCACAAGCACCUUUUGGCUAUGGUUACACCGCACCACCAUAUGGGCAACCGCAGCCGGGCUUUGGGUACAGCAUGUAAGGUGCAGCACAAGUCUGUUUGGAGCUAGCAUAUUUUCUUACUGAAACUCCACCGUCCCUCCCCGCUUUAACUCAUAACAGGGAAAAAGCAAAGAGUUCUGCCUCGUGUUCUUGUAACCUUUAUUUCAUGAAGGACUGUUUUUUCUAGCGCAAACUAUUUGAAUCACUUAUGUUAAAUCUUUUUCACAUUCCAUGUCAUUUAGACUUUACUUUAAAAGGGGGAAUAGUUUAAACAACUUUGUUCAAGUGGGCUUUUGCAGGACUGCUUAUUACCAUUAAGUCUAUUGUGAAGAUUCUGAUUUGCACUCUAUAGUGUUAAACUCUAAUAUUGAAUCUUAAGUUCAUCGUAUGUGAGCAGCUUACAGUAUGUACUGUCUAUUCUAAAUGCAUUUAAGUCUCACUGUAUAUUCAGAGAAAGCUGAAGUGAAGAUACUUGUAUUUGACCUUGCAAGACUGCUGACAGAGACAACACUAAUCAGCAUAUCCUACCCUGGUUGGAUUGCAUAGCUCUAAAAGAAUUUAAAAUGCAUACAGACAACCUUGCCUGACUUAAAAAUGAGUAAAAGUUUUUUCCUUAACCUAUGCAGGUUUUUCCAGUUAUGCAUAUAGAAAAUGCUAGUGUCUUUUUGCUCACUCCAUAUGUAACAGAUGACCUUAUGUUGUGCUGUAUCCUGUGCUUUUGUGGGACAUUCCAUUCAGGAACAGAGCACCAUGAUUCCAAUCUGUGUAUUUACUAACCCUGCCCUGAGGUUUGUGUAUGUUGGAUAUUGUGGUGUUUUAGAUCACUGUUUUGAGUGUACAGAAGAGAGAAUUCAAGCAUAUUGCUGUUCAGUUUUGUUUGUGCAAUUUGAAAUUACUCAAUUUAAAAAUAAAUUACUGGACUGUGGACAUGCUG
Molecule: messenger RNA, 4602 nt
Organism: Meleagris gallopavo (turkey)
Lineage: Eukaryota; Metazoa; Chordata; Aves; Galliformes; Phasianidae
Source: RefSeq, a predicted model, not a curated record